UUUUAUUUUUUAAAAAGCUGACCGGAUGGGUAUGUUUCCCUCAAGCUAGCUCUCAUGACUUCUCGCGGCAGCCUCAGUCGCAGUUGACGCAGCUGCUGCAGCUCCUUGUGAUCACCAACAACCGCGCAGCAACAUGUUGUCCUACAUCAUCGGACUGAUCCGCGGCGGCUUCGACAGCAUCGUCAACCUGAUCUUCAGGCUCCUCUUCUCCAAGAAGAGACCCGCCAUCACCCUCCAGGACCCGAGCAUCAAGUACGCGCUGCGGCUGCUGGACAAGCAGAUCGUCAGUCACGACACCAGGAAGUUCCGCUUCGCUCUGCCGUCACCUGAACACAUCCUGGGUCUUCCAAUCGGGCAGCACAUCUACCUGUCUGCUAAGAUUGAUGGUAAACUGGUGGUGCGUCCGUACACGCCGGUGUCCAGCGACGAUGACAAAGGUUACGUGGACUUGGUGGUGAAGAUUUACUUUAAAGAUGUGAAUCCUAAAUUCCCCGAGGGAGGAAAGAUGAGUCAGUACAUGGAGAGUCUCAGGAUCAAUGACACGAUCGACUUCAGGGGCCCCAGCGGCCUCCUCGUGUACAAGGGCAAAGGAACUUUUGCCACUCAGUCAGAUAAGAAAGCUCUUGCUGAGAUCAAGACGGCCAAACACGUGGGGAUGAUCGCCGGAGGGACGGGCAUCACUCCCAUGCUGCAGCUCAUCACCGCCGUGAUGAAGGAUCCCCAGGACCAGACGGUUUGUUACCUGCUGUUCGCCAACCAGACUGAGAAAGAUAUCCUGCUGCGGCCGGAGCUGGAGGAGAUUCAGGUGAACAACCCGGAUCGGUUCAAGCUCUGGUUCACGCUCGACAGAGCAUCAGACGACUGGGAGUACAGUCAGGGCUUCAUCAGCGAGGACAUGGUGAGGGAACGUCUGCCUCCUCCCGGCGACGACGCCUUGGUGCUGAUGUGCGGACCGCCGCCCAUGAUCCAGUUCGCCUGCAACCCCAACCUGGACAAGGUCGGCCACGCCGAGAGCCGUAGGUUCACUUUCUAAUCGUCCCGUUGUCGAGGGCACUUGAUAUAUAUUAUCUGUACUGCACUCGUGUGGUCGCAGGGGGUAUUGCACUAUGUAAACUAUAUUUAUGCCCCAACAUUCAUCAUGCAGCAGAAUCAGAGCACGGACCAAGUUGAGGAGGUAGUUGUCAUGUAGGAGGAAGAUGGUGGAUGUUUGUUGUGUAGCGAAAUGAGGGAGUGAUUCGCCGUGUUGCUGAAAACAAAGCGACUGUCGUGCUGUGGCCUCCGUGUCCGAGAGAAAAGAUUGAGGUUUGUUUUUUUCUGAGUGCCUUAACCAGUUGCAACGCUUUUCUUAUGCACAGUAAAACAUAAUCGUGACCACUUGCUUAGUUUAUACAGAAUAACUAAUCCUCACGUUGUGGCUGUCGGGUGCGUCGAUCUGAUGUUUAUAUGUAAAUGUUACUGUCGCGAUAUCGAGGCUUUGAAUGUUUAAGAAAAAAAACUGCCGUAGCGUCUUGAAUAAGAGGACAGAGAAAUUAAAUUUCAUUUUUAUUACCAAAACAUUUAAAAACAAUGCAGAGUAACAAGAGAAAAUUGUUUGGUAACUUCGUUGUAGAAACAAUGACUUUGGCUUCUUGCAGAUUCAGUUCAACACUUUGGGAAACUGACUCCGACAUGGAGGGAUUAGCACGGCGCUCUAUAGUUAGCUGACCACGCCCCCUCUUACACCCCAGACUGAUGAGUCACCGACAUGUGACAGAAGUCAGGCUGUGUACAGUCUGACUUCUGUCACAUGUAGGUGACUCAUCAGUCGGUAGUGGUCAGCUACCUGAAGACAGACAUGCUGAGCCCCGCCCACCCUCACAAACAAAUGUUAAUUCGGAUCAUAGAACAAUCAUCUGGUUUUUAGUCUUUGAACCUACAUCCUGGUGUGAGAGCGAGUUUCCCAAAAUGUCCGACUACACAUUGGUUUUGCUUUCUGAGAUGUCUCGACCUACGUAGCUGUAACGUGUGUGUGAUGCUCACAGCAACAUCCAGGUUCUAGAAGAACCUUCAACAGAAAGAGAGGAACAGUAACAUGGUGUCCAACCAAACACUUAACGGAAAAAGAAACAAAAAGCAGAUGAGCAUCACACACGACGACAGUGAAGGAGACGAAUCUCUGACACCUGAACAAACGAGAACUGAUGUAAUUUGACUGAAGUUGUGGACGUGAAUAAACACUUAAUCCUCA
Scophthalmus maximus (turbot) is the source of this 2227-nucleotide messenger RNA. Its product is annotated as NADH-cytochrome b5 reductase 3. The record is from RefSeq and is a predicted model, not a curated record. Lineage: Eukaryota; Metazoa; Chordata; Actinopteri; Pleuronectiformes; Scophthalmidae. Gene Ontology annotation, molecular function: oxidoreductase activity; FAD binding. The transcript is spliced from 9 exons. Gene Ontology annotation, cellular component: mitochondrion. Bases 134 to 1033 code for a protein of 299 amino acids.